This is a messenger RNA of Aspergillus ochraceoroseus IBT 24754, 345 nucleotides long. RefSeq names its product coiled-coil-helix-coiled-coil-helix domain-containing protein. The coding region runs from base 1 to 345 and encodes 114 amino acids. The transcript is spliced from 4 exons. Gene Ontology annotation, biological process: mitochondrial respiratory chain complex IV assembly. Lineage: Eukaryota; Fungi; Ascomycota; Eurotiomycetes; Eurotiales; Aspergillaceae. The record is from RefSeq and is a predicted model, not a curated record. Gene Ontology annotation, cellular component: mitochondrial intermembrane space.
AUGAGUUUCGGAAGCCCAGGUGGCGGCGCAACGAAUAUUAAACCUUCGCCUCCCGAGCGAGGAAGCUUUCCUCUUGACCACGAGGGCGAAUGCAAACACCUUGUCUCAAACUACCUGAAAUGUCUAAAACUGCAGCGUGGCGUGAACGACGAGGAAUGCCGCAAGCUAGCAAAGGGAUAUUUAGCUUGUCGGAUGGAUAAAAACCUUAUGGCCCCAGAUGACUUUAAAAACCUCGGUCUUGUUUUUGUGGACGAAACGAAGUCGAUGUCGAGAUCACCGCAGACGCAGAUAUCACCACAGACACAGGAUUCAUCGCGGGUGUCGUCGUCGGGGAAUCACUCGUGA